CAAAAAUGAUAAAUAAAUUAUUAUCUGUACAUUUCUAACAAGGAUGUUCAUUAAUCAUACUAUUAUAAUAGUGUAAUAAUUGAGAAUUAUCACAUUUUAAUUUCUUUACAUUGUCUACAUUAUUAAGGUGAAUCAUUUGAAAAUUUAAACUGAUUUAAUUAUGUUAAUUUUUAUAAAUGGUGGAUGCUUUCGCAACGUCGCAAUUUUUGCGCAUUCACCAAAAUUUCCGGAUAAUAUUCGCAUAAAAAUAAAAAUCUAGUAUAAAAAGUAGUAAUAAUCAUUUUAUUUAGUUUUAAGAAUUCAGCGAUGUCUUCCCCCACUUCAGUUGAUCGGCGACAAGCAGCGCAAAAGUACGCUCGUCGUUCAACGCUCAAACUCUAGCUUCACGUCUUUGACAGUUGUGCCGGUUGAAGUCUACAUAAAAUCCAAGAAAAAUAAUGGAAAACGGAGACAACGGGCAAUCUUCUUGUGUCCAACACAUAAAAAAGUUUCAUGCGUAUGCCAUGAGCUCAAGAAAUCGCGUACGUGAGGAAACGGAAAAGUUUAUAAAUGGCGGCCAACUUCCGGAAAAUUCAGAACCCAAAAAUCACUUGAAUUUGUUCCAUUGUUUCGCCAUUAAUCGUGAACGUCGACUUGUUUUUAGGGUACAGCGCGUUGAAAGUAAACCCAAAAAUAACCCGGCCACCGCAACCGUACCGGAGUUCACCAACAACGACGGCCCCAUGGCUAACAAGGAAUGCCCACCGGCACACGAUGACAAUGAAUGGAAUUUGGCUAGGUGUGAAGUAUUCCCAGCCCCCGAAAAACUAUACGAAAAAAUCAAAACCAUCGCCAAAAUAAACCACGAGGUGAAGUCCAUCAAGUACGUGAUGAAGAAGCACAAGGAAGGGCCGAUCAAAAACUUGGGUUUUUACUUGUACUACACGGAGGGGGUGUUCGAGUCGAUUGCCAAGGUUAUCUCGUCGGUUUACAAGCACAUUGAGGAGGACAAUUUGACUUGGGCACAGGCCGAGAGCACGGGCAACGCACUGGGACUGAUGAAGGUGGUCAUCAACACUAAAGAACUCAGAUCGCAGUACCUGGAAAACAGCCUCGUCUCGUGCAUUUUCGGCUUGCUCUUCAACAAAUCCAAGCACGGAUUGCAAGGAGUGCUCCACGAGGAGGCCCUCGGAAUAAUGGCAAUUUUGGUGCGCACUCCUGGUCUCCAGUACACCAAUUUCGUCAUCAACAGCAUGUUCCUGCCGGUGAUCAUGCACCUAAUUGAGUCCGAUGACGUUAAGAAAAUCCACAUUGGAGCCGCGUCGCUGAUGCGCUGCAUGAUGAGGAGCAUUGGCUUGAACUAUGUUUGCCAGAAGCCCAGCCGUUUGCUUUGGGUGAUCCAGGGUCUCAACAACGCGGUCGAAACCCUUAUCAACGAUCAGGAUCCGCAUGCUGUCGUUGCCGUGACAAUGUGCUACCAGAAUUUGGCCAUCAGCAAGAAGUCACGCCAGUUUAUGCCGAAAUUUAUUCAUCCGGCUAUUAUGGACGCCACCUUCAAUGACGCCAUAAUAAAGGGAGGAUCCACAAUCCACUUUCGCCCUUUCAUGCUUCAAAAUUUGGGGGUCGAAGUUUAACUUAAUUUAUUCAUUUCGUGGUAACAGUAAGUUAUUUGUCAUUUGACUAAUCCCAGUAGCAGGUAUUUGUGUCUGACUAAUAACAACUUGUUACCUAUUUGGGUACGCCCAUUAGUUUAAGUGCCUUCCCCACCUCUAUAGGGGUGGAAGCUGUAUAAUAUUUUAUUGUUGUGGCUUUCCGCCAUCACUUGUGUUUGUAUAGAUUUAAAGUUUAUCUCGUUCGUUAAAUAAAUAAAUAAUUUCUGUUUGAUUUUAUUUUUUAAAAGAACAUUGGUCAGAGAAAUAGCAUACUACUCUUUAUCGUUAAUUAGAAAAUUCACAUCUCCAAUUAAAUGUGAUCAAAAAUUUUAUAUUUUAUUUAAAAUAAUUA
Aethina tumida (small hive beetle) is the source of this 1983-nucleotide messenger RNA. RefSeq lists its product as uncharacterized. The record is from RefSeq and is a predicted model, not a curated record. Lineage: Eukaryota; Metazoa; Arthropoda; Insecta; Coleoptera; Nitidulidae. Gene Ontology annotation, biological process: negative regulation of translation; mRNA catabolic process. The transcript is spliced from 5 exons. The coding region runs from base 438 to 1613 and encodes 391 amino acids. Gene Ontology annotation, cellular component: CCR4-NOT core complex; P-body; CCR4-NOT complex.